GUUACAGUUAGGCUGGAACGACACGAUGUGUCUUCUUGAGAUCCUACGCGCUGAGAGGACGCGCAUGCGAGAAGACGGAUGUGGCGAAUAUAAGGUUUUGGGAUUUACAGAGAGAGAACCAGUCUCAUUGCUCGGCUCUCUGGACACCAUGGUGUUUCAAGCAAUGGGGAAACUGCUGGGGUACAAGCACCGGACCAAGUCUAUAAACAAGGACAAAAAAGAGAAAAAGGGCUCCAUAGAGCCCGAGAAGAUGUACCUGGAACCUCGAUACACAGCUGCCCGCAUUGUGGAAGCUGAUAUCCUUAUGUUGGUAGCAUUACCAAAAGGUCUAAAUGUGGAUGAGUGGCUGGCCAGCAAUGCCUCUGCCUUUUAUAACCACGUGAGCCUUUUCUACGGCGCCAUUUCUGAAUUCUGCACAAUAUCAUCCUGUCCCACCAUGAAAGCCUGGUCCGUCCAAUACCAGUGGACAGAUGAGAAAGGCCGGAAGAAGAAGUGUUCAGCCCCACAGUACGCAGACUAUGCUGCCAGUAUUAUUCAGAAGCUCCUGACAAAUGAAGAUCUGGUUCCAACAAAGCACUGUAAAGAAUUCCCGAAGUCCUUCAGGCCAUCCAUACAAAAGACUUUCAGGCUUCUCUUUCACCUCCUGGGGCACAUCUACACGUGCCAUUAUAAGAUGGUGGUCAACUUGGAUAUGCACCCACACCUGAACACCCUCUACUUGCAUCUCCUGCUGUUCUGUGCGGAGUUUGAACUGCUUGAUUCAAAAGAGAUGGCGCUAAGCGAAGACCUGACCACAGCUCUGAUUCGCUCCAGUCCCGUGCCCAAGACUACAGGAAGCCAUUCGCGGAACACCUGAAAUAAGCCAAGGAACUCAUCUUUAUACCUAUAUAUAUAUAUAUAUAUUUUCUACUGCCACACAGACAAGCUUUACACCACGUGCAUUACAAAGAACAAUAUUAUUACAUAUCAAUAUACCAGAUUGUAUACUGAGUGGCACGCUUGCUGUUGGCCAAAGUGGACGUUAAAAAUCUGAGCAGCGGAUUGGCUGGAAAGUCUUGCAAGAGAACAAAUGAGAGUGGGGACCAGUAUGGUGCUUUUGUUCUCAGACAUUCAAGGAGACAGUGUUGAUGGCAUAAAAUUCAAACACUGAAUGUGGGUGGCCAAAAAUGUGCCAUCCAUAGUAGAGAGAGAGAGAGAGAGAGAGAGAGAGGAAUGCUAUAGUUGCUACGCAAAUGCUGUAUUGUGGAACAGACAAUCAAUAACCAUUUGGACUCAAUGUUUUCACUAUUACACAGGUCAGAAAUUCCAAAUGAGGAGAAUAUCGUCCUUUUUUUUUGUAUCUUUACUCACAAAUUUUAUCAUCGACGGGGACAGCGUUACAGUUGAGGUUUCUAUAUUUUACUUGGGGGACUUGUUACUUUAAAAAAAAUGCACUUAACUUUUGUAAUUUAUUCAUUUGAGUAUAAAAAACAGAAAUGAAAAGAAAA
Xenopus laevis (African clawed frog) is the source of this 1487-nucleotide messenger RNA. It is a transcript of the gene mob2.2.L, whose product is annotated as Mps one binder kinase activator-like 2, gene 2 L homeolog. The transcript has 6 exons. The record is from RefSeq and is a predicted model, not a curated record. Bases 26 to 856 code for a protein of 276 amino acids. Lineage: Eukaryota; Metazoa; Chordata; Amphibia; Anura; Pipidae.